Messenger RNA from Beta vulgaris subsp. vulgaris (sugar beet), 1563 nucleotides. Its product is annotated as protein N-terminal and lysine N-methyltransferase EFM7. The transcript is spliced from 6 exons. NCBI's taxonomy places the organism in Eukaryota, Viridiplantae, Streptophyta, Magnoliopsida, Caryophyllales, Amaranthaceae. The record is from RefSeq and is a predicted model, not a curated record. Bases 107 to 715 code for a protein of 202 amino acids.
AGAUGUCACUAUGCUUUAGAAGGUUGUUUCGAAUAAAGAACCUAAGUGUUCAGUUCCUCCAAUUAGUUCAUCAGUUUGCACAGUUUUCCGAUCGGUGUUGUAAAUAAUGGACACUGCACUCUUCUCCCCUUCUUCCCUCUUCGGUGACAAUUCUUCCGAUGAAGAAUCAAACACCCAUGACAAUUUUGUUGAGAGGACACACCAAUUUCCUGGAAUGGAGUUAGUCAUUCGGGAAUUCUCCUUCCACCAGCUGAAUGCUAAUUUGCUCUGGCCAGGUGCAUUUGCUUUUGCAGAAUGGAUGGUUCAACACCGGUCUUGGAUAGAAGGGAGACAUAUUGUUGAAUUGGGGAGUGGGACUGGUGCUUUGGCUAUCUUUUUGAAGAAACUGUGGCAAAUUGAUAUCACAACGUCUGACUAUGAUGAUCAAGAAAUCGAGGAUAAUAUAGCUUAUAAUUGCAAGAUCAAUGGAGUCACCCCUGCUCUACCUCAUAUGAAGCAUACAUGGGGAGAUGCCUUUUCAUCUGUCAAUCCAAAAUGGGAUCUGAUAAUUGCUAGUGAUAUCUUGCUAUUCUCAUUGGAAACUCAGUACAUCAUACCGGCUAGAUGCAUGCAUUUAUGGGAGGCGAAGAGCUUAACACCUACUAUCUGUAAGUUGAGAACAAGAGUCUCUGUGCACGCGCAACUCUCACAAUCGAGCCAUUUGGCACCGAGAUAAUGUCCAUAAGAUUUUCUAGUGACUUCGUUGAGACUCGAUGUGAUCUAGAUGUGACAUUAAUCUCGCAUGUUUACUAGAAAGCUGACCUUGGUUACUUCAUGCCAUGCACUCAUGGUAGGUAGAGACAAAACAAAUACCUAUUCCUAGAGCUUUCAAAUGGGCUGUGUUGUGUCAGAUAGGAAACAUGUUGAAAACCUUGAACACUAACUUAAACCAUGUAAUAAUACAGACCAAAAGGCUUGAUACCAACCCAACCUACUAAUUGUACAAUAAUUUUCUUUCUUACGUCCAAUCUUGUUAUACUAUUUUAUCAAUUCAUGUGGAACUGAUGAUUACAACAACAGUGUUGGUUUUUUUAUCUCAAUGAGACAGGGUUGAUUUUAUCUCUGGUAUCCACAUGGAUCAUUUGCCUCUGUCGCUUGCUCCAUGCAUGAAUCUAAUUUCUUCAUAUCGUUUUUUUAACCCCUUUAUCAAAGUCAUCUUUGGCCUCCCAAUUUGGUUUGAUUUGGGUUCUUCAUCAUUUGAAUCAACUGUUUUUCAUCUUUAUCUAAGUUGUAUCGGGUUCUCUCUGAGGGCUAUCAGCUUCUUGUACCACUCAUUGUUCAGUUCAGUCGGUAUUUAAAAUUAAUAUUACCUUCUGCUAGACUCCACUAUCGUGUUCUUGGCUAACUUGGACAUGUAUUUCUUCUUAUAAGUUCCUUGAUAUGAACAUCUAGCAUUAGUGGCCCUUUUGGUAAGAGGCCAUAAAUGGUGGGAAUGGUAAUGCAUUAUAGUGUAAAUUUUUACAAGAAAUCCAAUGUAUAGGUAAUGCUACUUCAUCUCGAGAUAUCCAUUUUCUUCCUAAAAUC